Formica exsecta is the source of this 512-nucleotide messenger RNA. RefSeq names its product biogenesis of lysosome-related organelles complex 1 subunit 5-like. The transcript has 4 exons. Gene Ontology annotation, cellular component: transport vesicle; BLOC-1 complex. The record is from RefSeq and is a predicted model, not a curated record. NCBI's taxonomy places the organism in Eukaryota, Metazoa, Arthropoda, Insecta, Hymenoptera, Formicidae. The coding region runs from base 108 to 512 and encodes 134 amino acids.
AUCAAAUGUUUUUCGCCAAUUCUGCGACACCCAGUACAACGACGAUGCAAUCAGUGCAGUGGCACAACCCAGUCAUGUGACGACGAAGGUGUGUCGUGUGUCUGACGAUGCACCGUCUGUUCUGUUUCCACUCCUCGCCUGACACAGAUAUGGCGUCUAUAACCAAAGACACGGGCGAAAUCUGGAGCAGGUUAUUCGACCAUCGUCCCUUCGUCCAAGGAGAAAUUACAUUCUUCUUGCGAGAGUUUCAGGAAAAAAGGGCUGAUAGGGAAGUGGAACGUCUUUUUAAAAUUCUUGAAUAUUCAACAGAAUUGAAAGAAAGCCAGUUAGAUCGCACUGAACAACUUGGAGAUUGUCAUUUACCUAGUCUUAAAGCAAAUGUGGAUGUUGCACUGAGUAUGUGUAGCCGUGUUUUACAAAGAGAAGAAAAUUUUGAUAGUGACAGUGUUUUGAAUGAAAACAGAUUAGCCAGAAGAAAGGAGCGACGUAAAAGCAAAAUUCGUAUUUUUUAA